Messenger RNA from Oppia nitens, 1517 nucleotides. Its product is annotated as procathepsin L-like. Gene Ontology annotation, cellular component: lysosome. Lineage: Eukaryota; Metazoa; Arthropoda; Arachnida; Sarcoptiformes; Oppiidae. The coding region runs from base 80 to 1252 and encodes 390 amino acids. The transcript is spliced from 4 exons. Gene Ontology annotation, molecular function: cysteine-type endopeptidase activity. The record is from RefSeq and is a predicted model, not a curated record.
UGACAGCUCUGGGGGAACGGUAUAUCAAAUCAAUCAGGUGUAUACUGCCUAUUGUAUCCAACAAUCAUAAAACAAAACUAUGAAUACAAUAGUACUAUUGCUGUCKGUGUCGAUAGCCGGUGUCCUAUCGACACCAUUGGCCAAAAUGUUUGACCCRUUUGGGCCAUUCAUGCAAGGUGAACUGUUGGCCAAUGGUACCGGCACCGGUAGUUUCAUACCACAGGCCCGUGCAAUCAAUUUUGAUUCAUUUCAUCAGCUAUUCAAGCAAACACUUGACGAAAGUACCGAUCAAUUGGACAAACUUUUCAGUACAUUUAAAACCACAUUUGGAAAGUCAUACAAAACGGUUGCCGAAGCCAACAAACGUAAGRGUAUAUUCCGCGAAAAUUUGUUGAAAGUAUUCCGUCAUAAUUCGGAUGCGGCCACUGGCCGAUCAUUGUGGACCCAACAAGUCAACCAGUUUGCCGAUAUGACACUGGACGAGAUAGUUCACGGAGUAGUCGGCCAGUUUCCGGCUCAUCCCUAUCCGCAACCGUCAGGCGCUGCUGUACUGAAUAUCAGUACCCGGGCUGACAAAAACGGCCAAAAGGACAGUUGGAUAUACGAUUGGCGUACCGUUCACGAUGUAACACCCGUCCAGAAUCAGGGAGGUUGCGGUUCGUGUGUCUACUUUGCUGCCGCUGCCCUAACCGAAACCUGUUGGGCCCGACACGGUCACGGACUGGUCGUACUGAGUACCCARCAGUUGAACGACUGCGCCCGCGACGAGKCMCGGGGUAAUCACGGGUGCGAACACGGCGGCGGUACUUUUGUACCGACGUUUGACUAUAUUAAGGCUCACGGACUGACAUCGAUGCAAAACUAUCCCUAUAUGGCUAAGGAUGGCCAGUGUGACCGUACAAAAGAGUCGCAAGUUGUAGCCCGUAUAUCCAGUUGGACACCAGUCAGGCCGGCCGGCAACGAGGAGGUGCUCCGAUUGACCAUCCAGGAUCAUGGACCGGCUGCCGUAGCCAUACACGUUUCGGACGGCUGGGCCCGAUAUAAGCAAGGUAUUUUUGACGAACCGUGCGCGGGUGGUCGCAAUCAUGCAGUGUUGGCCGUCGGUUACGGCUAUGAUGGGCCGUCCAAUAAGGACUACUGGAUUGUCAAAAACCAAUGGGGCGAAGGUUUCGGUGAGGGCGGCUAUAUUAGGAUGAGACGUAACAAUAAUAAUAUGUGCGAUAUUGCCGGCGAUGCCGUUUGGGUCGACUAAUAAUAUUAAUAGUAUAAAACCACCCUGUUUUCCCCCAUCCGUUCCCAAUCCCGAUCCCCUCUCCCCCGCCACUAAAAACCCACCCACCCAUCCAUUGAUUGAAAUAUUAUAAAUACAUACACACAUAGUGUUAACUAAUAUUAAGUCUAUAAAUGUAUUAUACAAUAGUAUAACUAAAAAUUAUUAUUUGUAUUUUAUUUGUUGUUGUAAAUUAAUAAAAUUAGAUUUAAUUUUUUUUUGAUUAAAUUAAUUAUUAAUAAAAUUU